Zychaea mexicana is the source of this 433-nucleotide messenger RNA. RefSeq lists its product as uncharacterized. The annotation marks the transcript as partial. The transcript has a single exon. Lineage: Eukaryota; Fungi; Mucoromycota; Mucoromycetes; Mucorales; Lichtheimiaceae. The record is from RefSeq and is a predicted model, not a curated record.
AUAAUCCCAUGCCAGACGGUAACUGUGGCUUUCGGGCCUUAGCUUUUGAGCUGUAUAACACAGAGGAGCGAUACGUCGAUGUCAAGACCAAGAUGCUCGAUCAGUACCUCUCCAACGCCAAUAUGCUUUACCAAUACUAUGACAAGGGUCGUUUACUAAAAGUACUCGAUCCAUAUUCAAGUGAAUGGUUCGUCUCGCCUGAAUGCAGUCAAAUUGCCACUGAUACGUUCGAAACGCCAAUUGUUAUAGAUGGCGCACAAUCGCACAUUUUCUUCCCUUUAACAACCAACCCAGUACACGCCAAGCGCACCCACCCGAUCGUCCUCCAGCUUAUUGGCAACCACUUCAUACUCGUUAUGACCAAAAACGACGCAGCUAUCCAGUGGCCUGAAAUAUUCCCUGAGGGUCGCGGACCACACAAAAGCAUUCGCGA